AUGGGCGGGUAUGCUAUCUUCCUGGCGCCUGUGGCGGGCAUCAUCUGCGCGGACUACUGGAUCGUGAAGAAGCGGAAGAUUGAUAUCCCUGCCCUGUAUGACCCCUAUGGACGCUAUCGGUAUUGGUAUGGCAUCAACUGGCAGGCCAUGAUCGCCUUCCUUGUCGCUCUUGGACCUAACCUUCCGGGCUUGGUCUAUUCUGUCGGAAGCACCAUAGGAGGCUCAUAUAUCUACAUCACAGAGGGAGCCAAGCAUAUCUAUAGCUUCGACUGGCUAUUCGGGUUUGUGAUGAGUGUGUUCCUGUACACGGGCUUGAGUCUUCUCUUCCCGGACCAGAAUGUACUAGUUGAAGAGACCAUCCGGACGCUCGAGGUCAUCGAUUCUAAGCUGCACGUUGAUGGCGACGGGGAGAAGUCGGCGAGCGUAGGCACCACUGCCUUAGAAACCAAAUCUCUAGAUUAG
Phaeoacremonium minimum UCRPA7 is the source of this 462-nucleotide messenger RNA. RefSeq names its product putative ncs1 allantoate transporter protein. The transcript has a single exon. The record is from RefSeq and is a predicted model, not a curated record. Gene Ontology annotation, biological process: transmembrane transport; nucleobase transport. Bases 1 to 462 code for a protein of 153 amino acids. Gene Ontology annotation, molecular function: nucleobase transmembrane transporter activity. Gene Ontology annotation, cellular component: plasma membrane. Lineage: Eukaryota; Fungi; Ascomycota; Sordariomycetes; Togniniales; Togniniaceae.